GGACGUUAAAUAUGGAAAACAGACACGCAGCUCGGGAGACUCUCCACGCGCCUCCGACGUUUCGUUUAAGAUGUUGGCCCGGAACGAGUCCAGCUAGAUGUGGAGGGUUGCGCGUCCUGUUGCGCUGAGUUUGGUUUUGCCGAGUCAAAAGAGAUCAUCCCCCGCCAGAUAGCACGCAACUCAUCGCCUCCUUUGUUACUUUUUUUUUUUUUUUUUUUUUUUUUUAGAGAGAAGGUGAAGGCUUCCAAAUAACGCAACUGGAACAACAUAAAAAAGAGACAUCUGCCGAGUACAAGGCUUGAUUAUCUUUGAGGAAGAAAUUUGUCGCCAUGAGUUCCGAAAAGAGCAACAGAAUGGAAGAUGAAGCGGUGCUGGACAGAGGAGCGUCUUUUGUCAAGCAUAUCUGUGAUGAAGAGGAAGUGGAAGGCCACCACACUGUGUACAUCGGCGUGCACGUUCCCAAGAGCUACCACCGCAGGAGACGCCACAGACGCAAGUCGAACCACAAGGAGAAGCGGGAACGUGUCGAGCAGAUUGUGGGAGCGUAUAAGUCUGACGCGGAGAACGCCGACGACUCCUGCACGAGCAUCCUGAAACCCCUCAUUUCUCCAGCUGAGAGGAUUCGUUUCAUUCUGGGAGAGGAGGAUGACGGCCCACCACCCCCGCAGCUCUUCACAGAGCUGGACGAGCUCCUGUCCGUGGACGGGCAGGAGCUGGAAUGGAAAGAGACGGCCAGGUGGAUUAAGUUUGAGGAGAAGGUGGAGAAAGGUGGAGAGCGUUGGAGCAAGCCUCAUGUCGCCACGCUGUCCUUACACAGCUUGAUGGAGCUCAAAACGUACAUCGAGAAGGGGACAGUCCUGCUAGACAUAGAGGCGUCCACACUGCAACAAGUUGUCGAAAUGAUCACCGAUAGCCAGAUUGAGACUGGCCAGCUGAAGGCAGACCUAAAGGAGAAGGUGGUGUACACUCUGUUACGAAAGCAUCGCCACCAGACCAAGAAGUCCAACUUGCGUUCUCUUGCCGACAUCGGCAAGAGCGUUUCCAGUGCAAGCCGGCUGUUUUCAAAUCAGGAAAAUGGUAGCCCUACCACUACCCACCGGAACCUCACCUCCAACAGCCUGAGCGAUUUCUCUGAUAAACCAGAAAAGGAUCAGCUGAAGAAUAAGUUCAUGAAAAAGUUGCCCCGCGAUGCCGAGGCAUCAAACGUGCUCGUCGGAGAGGUGGACUUCCUGGAAACCCCGUUUGUUGCUUUCGUCCGUCUGCAGCAGGCCGUUAUGCUGGGAGCGCUUACUGAAGUCCCCGUGCCCACGAGAUUUAUGUUUGUACUGUUGGGACCUAAAGGAAAGUCCAAGUCUUACCGAGAGAUCGGAAGAGCAAUCGCUACCCUGAUGUCCGAUGAGGUGUUUCAUGACAUCGCCUACAAAGCGAAAGGUAGGAAGGACCUGCUGGCUGGUAUCGAUGAGUUCCUGGACGAAGUGAUCGUCCUUCCUCCUGGCGAAUGGGACCCCGACAUCAGAAUAGAGCCGCCCAAGUCCCUUCCCUCCUCAGACAAAAGAAAGAACAUGUAUGCUGGAGGAGAGGCUCCUCAGAUAAAUGGGGACACCCUCCACGAUACGGGACACGGAGGCGGAGGAGGAGGAGGGCACCAAGUGGGAGAGGAGCUUCAGUUCACAAGAAAGUUUUGCGGCGGUCUUAUCCUGGAUGUGAAACGAAAGCUGCCGUUUUUUGCCAGCGACUUCUACGACGCCCUCCACAUUCAGUCUCUGUCUGCCAUCCUGUUCAUCUAUCUGGGCACGGUCACCAACGCAAUCACGUUUGGAGGCUUGCUUGGAGACGCUACAGAGAACAUGCAGGGAGUGUUGGAAAGUUUCCUCGGUACGGCGCUGACAGGAGUAGUGUUCUGCCUGCUAGCUGGUCAGCCCCUGACUAUCCUCAGUAGCACGGGCCCGGUGCUUGUGUUCGAAAGACUUCUCUUCACUUUCAGCAAAGACAACAGUUUCGACUACCUCGAGUUUCGGCUGUGGAUCGGCCUGUGGUCUGGUUUGUUCUGCUUGGUGCUGGUCGCCACGGAUGCGAGCUUCCUGGUGCAGUACUUCACACGCUUCACAGAGGAAGGCUUCUCUGCGCUUAUCAGCUUCAUCUUCAUCUAUGACGCAUUCAAGAAGAUGAUAAAGCUGGCCCACCACAACCCCAUCAACUCGGAGUUCGAUCACAACCUCAUCACUCAGUACGACUGCCGCUGCGUACCGGGUAAUUCAUCAACAUUCCGCGAUACUUCUGCCUGGACAAACCGUACUGAUCUGCCGGAGAACGCCACCUGGGCGUCCCUGACCCAGCAUCAGUGUAAGGAGUUCGGAGGGCUGCUGGUCGGAGAGGCCUGUGAUUAUGUGCCUGACAUUACCCUGAUGUCCUUCAUCCUGUUCUUUGGGACCUACACCUGCUCCAUGGCUCUGAAGAAGUUCAAGACGAGUAGAUUCUUCCCCACAACGGUGAGGAAGCUUAUCAGUGACUUUGCCAUCAUCUUGACCAUUCUUCUCUUCUGUGGCAUUGACGCCUUGGUCGGGGUGGACACUCCAAAGCUCAUAGUGCCUAGUGAAUUUAAGCCCACAAAUCCAGCACGGGGCUGGUUUAUUCCUCCAUUUGGAGGAAACCCCUGGUGGGUGUACCUGGCAGCUGCACUUCCUGCCCUCUUGGUCACGAUUCUGAUCUUCAUGGAUCAACAGAUCACUGCGGUGAUUGUGAACAGGAAAGAACACAAGCUAAAGAAAGGGGCCGGUUAUCACCUGGACCUGUUCUGGGUGGCCGUCCUGAUUAUACUCUGCUCCUUCAUGGGGUUGCCAUGGUACGUAGCUGCUACCGUCAUCUCCAUCGCCCACAUCGAUUCUCUGAAAAUGGAGACCCAGACCUCCGCCCCCGGAGAGCAGCCCAAGUUCCUGGGCGUCAGGGAACAAAGAGUCACUGGCAUCUUUGUGUUCCUCCUGACGGGACUCUCUGUCUUCAUGGCUCCUAUCCUAAAGUUCAUCCCGAUGCCUGUUCUCUAUGGUGUGUUCCUCUAUAUGGGUGUGGCAUCACUCAAUGGUGUCCAGUUCAUGGACCGCCUGCUGCUGCUCCUCAUGCCUGCCAAGCACCAGCCGGACCUCAUCUACCUGCGCCACGUCCCCCAGAGACGGAUCCACCUCUUCACCUUCAUCCAGGUCCUGUGCUUGGCUCUGCUCUGGAUCCUCAAGUCCACCGUUGCCGCCAUCAUUUUCCCCGUCAUGAUUUUGGCGUUAGUUGCCGUACGAAAGGCCAUGGACUACCUGUUCUCCCAGCACGACCUCAGCUACCUGGACGACGUGAUCCCGGAGAAGGACAAGAAAAAGAAGGAGGACGAGAAGAAGAAGAAAAACAAGAAGAAGGGAAGCAUCGACAGUGAAAUUGACUACUCCGACUACCCCUACCAUGAAAAUAUCCCCUCUAUAAAAAUCUCUAUGGAGAUGAUGGAACAGGAGCCCAUGUUGGGGAAUAAAUCUUUGGAUAGAGAUUCGCCGCAAACUGUCCUUAACCCCCAUUCACCGUGCUGAACACUACUUUGGCUCCCCCUCUGUGUAAUUUCGGCUGCGGUUCACACGGCUCACCUCGAAUUCGGAUCGACCGGGAGGAGAACGGCUUCCUCGGCAAGAAGAGCUCUGAAACGGAACUGUGAAAGAAAUCUGUACA
Xiphophorus couchianus (Monterrey platyfish) is the source of this 3699-nucleotide messenger RNA. Its product is annotated as electrogenic sodium bicarbonate cotransporter 1-like. The transcript has 26 exons. The record is from RefSeq and is a predicted model, not a curated record. Gene Ontology annotation, cellular component: basolateral plasma membrane; plasma membrane. Gene Ontology annotation, biological process: bicarbonate transport; regulation of intracellular pH; transmembrane transport. Gene Ontology annotation, molecular function: monoatomic anion transmembrane transporter activity; sodium:bicarbonate symporter activity; solute:inorganic anion antiporter activity. Bases 330 to 3563 code for a protein of 1077 amino acids. NCBI's taxonomy places the organism in Eukaryota, Metazoa, Chordata, Actinopteri, Cyprinodontiformes, Poeciliidae.